AUGUCGCUGUACGCCUUGACGGUGAAGCAGCCUACAGCGACACAGGAUGCCAUUUCUGGCGACUUCCUCGGAAACGGCAAGCAGCAGAUCCUCACUGCGAGCGGCUCCCGGCUGGCCAUCCUCGAGGUUUCGCGGCGGCAGAAGGGCUUCCAAGAGCUCUACUCGCAAGAUGUAUUCGGCAUCAUCCGUCGCAUUGCCAAGUUCAGGAUUGCGGGCGGCACCAAAGACCACAUUGUCAUAACCACGGACUCUGGACGUUUAGUUACGUACGAGUACCUUCCUGAUGAGCACACCUUCAAGACACUUCACUUCGAGACAUUCGGCAAGUCUGGAAUACGACGUGUCGUGCCAGGCGAGUACCUGGCAGCCGACCCGAAAGGGCGCGCUAUCAUGAUUGCCUCGACGGAGAAGAACAAGCUGAUCUACAUCCUCACCCGAAGUGGGCAGACCGAUAUUGCCAUCUCCUCUCCACUGGAGGCGCACAAGCCCCAGACACUUGUCUAUUGUCUUAUCGGUCUCGAUGUUGGCUACGACAACCCCAUGUUUGCAACGCUCGAAGUGGAUUACUCCAAUUCCGAGACUGAUCCUACGGGCGAGGCUUACGAGGAGAUCAAGAAGGAGCUUGUGUACUAUGAGCUGGAUCUGGGUCUCAACCACAUUGUACGAAAGUGGUCUGAGCCUGUCGAUCGCACAGCAAAUACUCUCUUCCGGGUACCCGGAGGCCCAAGUGCACCGAGUGGUGUAUUGUGCUGCGGAGAGGACAGCAUCACAUACCGUCGUAUCUUCAACAACAAGUCAAGCGUCCGCCGCCUGGCAAUUCCACGCCGCGAGGGCGCUACUGAAGAUCCUAACCGAAAGCGUAUGAUUGUCGCUGGUACUUUAUACUCUCUCAAAGGUGGCGACUUCUUUUAUCUUCUACAGACAGAAGAUGGCGAUGUAUUCAAGCUUACCGUUGACGCUCCCAACGGCACGGUCGAGAAGAUCAAGAUCAAGUACUUUGAUACCAUUCCUGUAACGACAAGUAUUUGUAUUCUCCGGGCGGGUUUCGUCUACGCUGCGUGCGAGUCUGGAGACCGCAUUUUGUAUGAACUGGAGUCGCUGGGUGACGAGACUGAUGACCCAGUCUUCGAAAGCAGUCAGUUCCCCGUUGACCCUGAAGCCUCGUUUGCACCUCCGUUCUUCCGUCCUCGCGCUCUGGUCAACCUCACUGCGGUAGAGGCUAUGCCAAGUCUCAACCCGAUUAUGGAUAUGGAAGUUGCCAAUCCUGCAUUGGAAGAUGCGCCUCAGAUAUACACAAUCAACGGUACAGGUGGCCGAAGUUCUUUCCGCACCACGAGGAACGCGUUAGAGGUCUUGGAUCUCAUCGAGUCUCCUCUGCCACAGAACGCUUCCGAUGUAUGGACAACGAAGCUGACUAGCGAAGACGAGACGGACACACUCAUUGUCCUUUGCCUCCACAGCAGAACACUCGUCUUGAAGAUUGGUGACGAUGUUGAGGAAGCCUCCAACACUGGUUUCCUUCCAGAUACAAACACCCUUGGCGUGCAGCAGUUUGGUGAGGAUUGCAUCAUCCAAAUCCACCCCAAGGGUAUCCGUCACAUUCAGGGCAUCCAGUUUCCCAAUGACGAUGCGAGCGCAACUCACGCCAGCCUGACUGAUUGGCAACCUCCCGCUCACCGCACCAUUGUAGCUUGUGCAACCAACAACCGCCAAGUCGCAAUUGCCCUUAGCUCUGGUCAGAUUCUGUACUUUGAGUGUGAUUCUGAUGGUUCGCUUGCCAUGGCUGAAGAAGAGAUCAACUUGGACAGCACCAUCAACUGCCUUGCGAUGCCCGAUGUCCCAGAGGGUAGCGUACGAGCCUUUUUCCUGGCUGUUGGCUGCAGUGACCAAACGGUCAGGAUUUACAAUCUAAGUCCUGACAUGGAAGGCAACAUCUUGCGAAGCAUCUCUGUCCAAGCACUUACAUCACCCCCAAGCGAUUUGACCAUCAACCUUAUGACGGACAAGUCGUCCCGUGGGUACAGCCAAUUCCUUCACAUUGGCCUGCGAAGUGGUGUGUACAUUCGAUCGGUACUGGAUGAGAUGACUGGUGACAUUGGUGAUACCCGGAGACGCUUUCUCGGCCCUGAACCUAUCAAAUUCGCAAAGGUCACUGUUGCCGGUGAGCCCGCCAUUCUGGCUAUGACUUCGCGGCCAUGGCUAGGCUACACUCAUCCUCGCACUGGAGUCUUGCAGCUGACACCCCUGAACUACAUUUCAUUCAAGUCCGCAUGGAACUUUGAUGGCUCACAAUUCAAGGGAAUCAUCUGUGUGAGCGCUAAUGAGUUACGAAUUUUCACGUUCAACGAUUUGACGGACAAUACCACUUAUGAAAGUAUACCAUUGAAGUACACCCCUAGGAAGAUGGUCGGAUACCAUGACCAGGGCGUGUUCUACGUAAUUCAGAGCGACAACAACACCAUUAGUGCUGAUCGAAGGCAACAGCUAAUUGCGCAAAGCGGUGGAAAGAAGGAGGACGGCACCAAUGGUUCAAUGGAGACUGAGCAGUCCAACGGUGCAACUGACAGCGACGAAUUCCUCGCAGUAGACUUUGGUUAUCCAAGGGCUCAGGGCAGUUGGGCAUCUUGCAUCCAAGUAGUCGAUCCCGUUACUGAGAAGACGGUCACUCACACGGUCGAAGUCAAUGGCAACACAUCCCUUGUCAGUGCUGCUCUAGUUUUCUUUGAGAGCCGUAAUGACGAAGCAUUCCUUGCUGUUGGUACUGCAAAAGAUCUGAGCUUCCAACCAUACAAGUUCUCGUCUGCCUCGAUCCAGAUAUACAAGAUCAACCCAACUGGCCGUGAGCUGGAGUUCUUCCACGAAACUACUGUCAGCGAUCCACCUCUGGCAUUACUGGCUUUCAAGGGCAAGUUGCUCGCUGGUGUCGGACGUCACCUAUGUCUUUAUGAUUGUGGUAUGAAGUCAGUCCUACGCAAAGCUCAGGCGCCGAACUGUGUACCAACGCGCAUCACGGGUCUCAAGACACAGGGUAGCCGAUUGGUUGUUUCCGACCAAGCACAGUCGGUCACGUACGUCGUGCAUAAAGACCAGGUUCACCCCAAUCGCCUGAUACCUUUCGUUGAUGACACCGUCGCUCGACAUACCACGGCCUCCGAGAUGCUAGACUAUGACACUACUGUGGGCGGUGACAAGUUUGGCAACAUUUGGCUUGUGCGCUGCCCACAAAAGGUUUCCGAAUCUUCUGACGAGUCACCAGACGGCUCUGAUCUACUUGUCGACAAGAGCUAUCUCGGCGGUACUCCUAAUAGGCUCGACCUGAUCGCACAUUACUUCACCAAUGACAUCCCGGUGUCAAUACAGAAGACAGUCUUGCUAUCAGGUGGUGAACGCGUCGUUUUCUGGGCUGGUCUCCAAGGCACCCUUGGUGCUCUCAUCCCCUUCAACUCACGCCGUUCGCACAAGAUGUUUCAGCAGCUCGAGCUCCAACUUCGCUCUGAUGAUAAGCCACUGUCCGGGCGCGACCAUCUCGCUUUCCGUAGCUACUUUGCACCUGUCAAGAGUGUCAUUGAUGGCGAUCUCAUUGAACGCUUCCUAGUUCUUCCUCGUGACAAGAGGGAGAGCAUUGCUGGUCAAAUUACUGGUUCGGAAUGGACUCCCAGCCAGAUCGAUGAGUCCAUUUGGAACAUGAGGGGCUUGUACGCCUUCUAG
This is a messenger RNA of Bipolaris zeicola 26-R-13, 3708 nucleotides long. RefSeq lists its product as uncharacterized. Gene Ontology annotation, molecular function: protein binding; U2 snRNA binding. The record is from RefSeq and is a predicted model, not a curated record. Lineage: Eukaryota; Fungi; Ascomycota; Dothideomycetes; Pleosporales; Pleosporaceae. The coding region runs from base 1 to 3708 and encodes 1235 amino acids. The transcript is spliced from 3 exons. Gene Ontology annotation, cellular component: U2 snRNP; nucleus. Gene Ontology annotation, biological process: mRNA splicing, via spliceosome.